GUUCAGGAGUCGCUCGCUAUGUAACCAUCUACAACGAUCGUCGGAUGAAGUCGAAGUCGUGGUAUUCGGAUGAUGCCGUUUUGGAACUGUGUGAAGUGAACGUUUACGGUUGUCCGGUUGGUAAGUACGGAGAAGGAAACUGCGACAGUGACUGUACAACCUGCACUAAUUAUGGGUAUACGUGCAAACCAUCAUCCAAUAUGUGUGAUAUUUGUGCACCUGGAUAUUAUUCUCAAAGUUGCGUUCCAUGUCCAGUUAAUUGUAAGGACAAUUUUUGUGCGAGUGAUUCUGGAGCCUGCAUAGAAUGUUCACCUGGAUUUUCCGGCACAUACUGUAGAUGUCCACUCAACUGUAAAGAUGCUAGCUGUCCUCUACCCACCGGCUAUUGUACUGAAUGUUUUGAUAGCUUCUAUGGAGAUCGUUGUAAUCUGACUUGUCCGAGUAACUGUUUAACUAAUGUGUGUGCCAGAAGCAAUGGUCAGUGCACAGCGUGUAAACCUGGAUUCUUCGGCACACACUGUAGAUGUCCAGCCAACUGUAGAGAUCAAAGCUGCCCUGGCGAUUAUUGUAACGAGUGUGAUAUUGGUUACUAUGGCAUUCGCUGUGAUUUGGUCUGUCCUAAUAACUGUGAUAACAUGGGGUGUAACAGAACCAGUGGUGAAUGCAUAGCAUGUACACCUGGAUUCUCGGGCACAUACUGUAGAUGUCCAGCCAAUUGUAGAGAUGAAACCUGCCCAGCGGAUACCGGGUAUUGUAACGACUGUAAUGACGGAUACUACGGACAAUUCUGUACUCCAUGUCCCGAUAGCUGUCGCAAUAAUGCAUGCAACAAGACUUCCGGUUAUUGUUUAGAAUGCAAUGAUGGCUACUUCAACAUUCAUUGUAAUCAGUCAUGUCCAGUUAACUGCAAAGGUCGCAUUUGUAACAUAGACAGUGCUGAAUGCACAGAAUGUGAACCUGGAUUUCAUGGUAGUCUCUGCAACCAGACGUGCCCCACAAACUGUAAAAACAACAUUUGCAUCAUGCAAGAUGGACGGUGCCUAGAAAUCGAGGCUUUGACAAGCGAUCCUGAUAGCCAAAUUGGAACACAUGCCGGAGUUGGUGUUGGAACGGCUGUCCUCAUCAUUGUAGUUAUUGUACUGGUUGUUGUAGUUUUGAGACGACGAAAAAGCCAAUCUAAGGAGAGCACGACAUCACAAUUCGAUGAUGAUUCAGACAUAAGAACAUUAUCACAGCCGCCAAAACAACAAAGGCUCGAUAGCCACGCGGUAUCACAGAGGCAAACGCCUCCAGCAAAUGACGACAGAAUCGCAUAUAUGAACGUUGGCGACGUUGGAAACAUGGAACAGGUGGCUUACAGUAAUGUAAAAGCUAUGAAUGGCGACUCCAUUGAAGACAUCCGGGCAAUGAUCCCAAAAAAGAUGAAAAACGGACAAGAGGUGUUUAAGAAUGAAUUCAAGGUGUUACCCUGGGGUGCAGUACAUCCUCAUCUUGAAGGUGCUAAACCAGCAAACAAAGCAAAGAACAGAUUCAAGACAACUUUCCCAUAUGACCAUUCUCGAGUAAUACUCAAUAAAAUUGGGAAUGAUCCCGACUCAACAUACAUCAACGCCAACUUCAUUGAUAGUGUCGACGCCGACAAUGUGUACGUGGCUUGUCAAGGCCCAAAGGAAAAAACCGUAAACGACUUUUGGAGAAUGAUAUGGCAAUUGAACACAGGAAAGAUCGUUAUGGUGACAAACCUUGUAGAAGGUGGACAUGUCAAAUGUUACCAAUACUGGCCUAACGAAGGUUCACCGCUGGAUACGAGGCAUUUCAACAUCACACUAGAUCGGGAGAGAACAUAUGCAUUUUAUGUUAUACGGGAGAUUUCUCUGAGCAAGAAAACGACAAAGGAAGAACGCCAAGUUCAUCAGUUCCAUUUUACUGCGUGGCCGGAUCACGGUACUCCGAACAACAUUGAACUGGUUCUUUUUCACCGUCGUGUGACGUCAUGUGUCACACAUUUGACGGGCCAAAUGGUGGUACAUUGCAGUGCUGGACUAGGGAGAACAGGGACCUUCAUAGGCCUUGAUGCUCUUUCCAAGGCGGAAAGGGAGUCGGGACGAGUGGAUAUAUUAGAGUACAUCAGGACAAUGAGGAAGGACAGAAUGAAUAUGAUUCAAACCCAUGAGCAGUAUAUCGCUCUUCACGAAUUGCUUGUUGAAGCAGCAGAUCUAUCGAACACCCUGAUUUCCAGAAUGAAAUUUCCUGACGCCCUGCAAAAUAUUCUACCUGCAGGGAAGCCAACCAAUCAAACAAAAUUGCGAAUAGAAUUUGGAAAACUGCAGACCCUCAUUCCAAUAUAUAAUUCGGAUUCCUACACAGCAGGAAUGAUGGCAAAAAACAAGGACAAAAACAGAACAAUGUCAAAUAUUGCAGUUGACAUGUUUAGAGCGUUCCUGCGGUCUCAAGGACGUGGUAGGACUGAUUACAUCAAUGCCGUUUUGUUACAGUCACACAGAUCGAAGACUGGCUAUCUUAUUACCCAAUUCCCAUUAAAGGACACAAUUGAUGACUUCUGGACAUUAGUGGUUGAUUACAACUGUGAAAACAUCGUUGUCUUAGGAACACCCUCGGAGGUGAGCAACUUACUAACACUACAGUUGUGUUAAUAUUGCUAACU
Molecule: messenger RNA, 2665 nt
Organism: Ylistrum balloti
Lineage: Eukaryota; Metazoa; Mollusca; Bivalvia; Pectinida; Pectinidae
Product: receptor-type tyrosine-protein phosphatase alpha-like
Exons: 25
Coding region: 45-2654 (869 amino acids)
Biological process (GO): protein dephosphorylation
Molecular function (GO): protein tyrosine phosphatase activity
Source: RefSeq, a predicted model, not a curated record